AUGCCACCAAAGAAGAGGAAUAUUAAUUAUGAUGAUGACGAUGCUGAUGAAAACGAUAAUGCAGGAAAUGAGAGUUUAAUUGUUCGGGAGCGAUUAAAUUUUGCUAACCGAAGCAGUAAUGGAUCAUCUUCGGGUGGUGGUAGUGUAGGAUCAUCGAAUAGUACUAAUCAGUGGUGUGCUUUUAAUAUUGGUGAUAAAUCGGAGAAUGAUAUUGAACGUGUGAUGAUUGCCUACUUGGAAAAGUAUCACUUGCAAGAUAUUAGAGAUAUUUUGUGUCCUCCUCUCACUCUAACAAAUGAUGAUACAAUUCACUAUAGUGUAUUUAUUGAUGUUUCACAUUUCAUGUCUGCAAAUAUUGAAAUUGGAUCAAUUUUAUUAUCAUACCCAACAGAAUUAAUUCCUAUUUUUGAGAGAGCACUGAUUAAAACACAGCAACGUCACAUUGAAAAACAAGAAGUUAUGAAGGAACAAUUUAAAUUGAAAACAUUUGUGCAUGUUAGACUUCAUACGUUACCACAAUGUUCCGAAGUAACAAAAACAUCAGUGAGAUCUGUUAGGAGUUGUGACGCUAAUAGAUUAAUUUCUGUCAGUGGUACUGUCAUUAAAACAGGGCCUAUCAAAAUGUUGGAGUAUAAGAAGAUUUAUAUUUGUAAAAA
Messenger RNA from Naegleria gruberi, 656 nucleotides. RefSeq lists its product as uncharacterized. Gene Ontology annotation, cellular component: MCM complex; nucleus. Gene Ontology annotation, biological process: double-strand break repair via homologous recombination. Gene Ontology annotation, molecular function: single-stranded DNA binding; ATP binding; single-stranded DNA helicase activity. The transcript has a single exon. The annotation marks the transcript as partial. The record is from RefSeq and is a predicted model, not a curated record. NCBI's taxonomy places the organism in Eukaryota, Heterolobosea, Eutetramitea, Acrasida, Naegleriidae.